AUGCCCUGGUUCGGUAUGGACAUUGGUGGGACGCUCACGAAAUUGGUGUACUUCGAGCCCAGGGAGACUAACCGGCGGGAGAUAGAUAAAGAGACGGAGAUAUUGAAGAAUAUACGGCGGUACCUCACCAGGAAUUCGGCGUAUGGCAAGACUGGGAGGAGAGAUGUGCAUCUACAGAUGGACAACGUGACAAUCCGCGGCCGCCGCGGCACGCUCCACUUCAUCAGGUUCCCCACGAGCGAAGUCGGCUCGUUCCUGCAACUCGCUCGCUCUAAGGGAAUGGCCACUCUCCUUACCACCAUUUACGCAACUGGUGGUGGCGCUUACAAGUUUGAGGAGGAUUUUAUUAAGGAAGUGAACAUGCGACUGUCAAAGUUGGACGAAUUGGACGCGUUGAUAGCGGGUGUUCAAUUUGUCGACUCGAUGAACCCGCACGAGUGUUAUUACUGGGAACCGAACCCUGAUACCACGACUGACAAUGACUCGCCGCCAUACUUGGAGCCGUGCCUCAGCCAGUACGUGCGGAAACCCUUCGAUUUCUCAUCGCCAUAUCCAUUCCUGCUGGUGAAUAUUGGGAGCGGGGUCUCCAUGCUAGUCGUCAGUUCGCCCCUUGACUAUAGCCGAGUCAGUGGGACCAGCCUGGGUGGUGGGACAUUCCUCGGUCUCUGUUGCCUGCUCACCGGCUGCAGCAGCUUCGAGGAAGCCAUCGCGUUGGCGGCCUCCGGCGAUAAUACGACCGUCGACAAAUUGGUGCGAGACAUCUAUGGAGGGGAUUACGAGAGGUUCCAUCUGAGAGGGGAUUUAGUCGCGAGCAGCUUCGGACAAAUGUGUUCGGCUGAUCGUCGUGCGAAGGUCUCCCGCGAAGACCUGGCUCGGGCCACUUUGGUCACCAUCACCAACAACAUUGGCUCCAUUGCGCGGCUCUGCGCGUCCAACCAGAAUAUACAGCGGGUGGUGUUUUGCGGCAACUUCCUCCGAGUGAACCCCUUGUCGAUGAAGCUGCUGAGCUAUGCCAUGUCUUACUGGUCCAAGGGGGCUUUGAAGGCGCUGUUCUUGGAACAUGAAGGGUACUUUGGCGCUGUGGGUUGUCUACUCCAUUACGAGAGUAAAAGCGAUAAACAAAAUUGCACAGAGAACGCUCAGACGGAUAGGUGA
Molecule: messenger RNA, 1155 nt
Organism: Pieris macdunnoughi
Lineage: Eukaryota; Metazoa; Arthropoda; Insecta; Lepidoptera; Pieridae
Source: the annotation of a GenBank genome assembly